AUGCGCGAAUGGAUUCGAGAAGAGCUUAAUGCUACCUUUACAAAAGAGCUGCGUAUACAAUUGAACAAUCAACCGGCCGAGACAACUAUGGAAGAAACUAAAACUAUCUUCUCGCGGAAAUUCGCAGCCUCAGAAAAAACGCUCAGUGAGAAACUACAGAAAGAGUUACUCUAUAAUGGAGUUGCGAAUGCUGUUCGGGAACGAUCCGAAACUUUUCUCAAGGGUCAAAUUAGCAGUAUCUUGCAUGCUUGGACAGUGUCGGCUUUAAUGAAUAAUGAACGCCAGCGACUAAACAAACUGGUGAAAGAAGAUACAGAUGAGUUUCAUAAACGUAUUCAAGCGACCAUUGAGGCUAUAAGGAAAAAGGAGUGGGAUAAACUAAAAACCCUCGUACCGAAAAUCGAUGAUCAAUUUCUUAAUGCCAUUAAACAGAAUAUUAUAAAUACUAGUCGACUGAGUGCAGACCACGCUGGAAGUAUAUUCGACAAAAUAUGGGAUGAAGCUUACCCUCUUACCGCAGCAGGAUUCGAUCACAAGAAACAAGCUAACUUAUGUUUAGGUUUUGUCUAUAAAAAUUACCACAUGUAUGAAAAGUCACAUCUUCCAGAUAUGUGGGAUUUGAUACCAUUACUCUGUUGCAUUCCACAAUCGGUAGAAGCACAGAAUGAUAAUGAUAUGCAAAUAUUUGAGAAAAUACAGAAUGAAUGUAUUCUAAUGAUGUCUGAUCAUCGUCCUUUUGAAGAAAUUCCAUUUAAAUAUGAUAACACAGCUGUAUACACACGAAGGACAAUCGAAGAUCUCAAAUAUGUUGACGCCGAUACACUCCUUAUGGCAUGCAAUACAUAUCACCAAAAUAGAAUGACGGAAAUAUGGUCGAGAGAAUUCCAUUUACAUUUGAGACAAUUUAUUCUCAACAAGAUUUCUACAAAGUCUUCACACUGCGCACAGUCUGGUAUUGGGAAGGAACUAUUGCCCGUUAGAAAGAGUUUGGAU
Rotaria socialis is the source of this 993-nucleotide messenger RNA. The record is from the annotation of a GenBank genome assembly. Lineage: Eukaryota; Metazoa; Rotifera; Eurotatoria; Philodinida; Philodinidae.